GUCAAAUAAGACCACCUUCUCUUUCGAUCUCUAUUUAAACAAUCAUAACAUCAAUCUCUAACUCAUAGAUCUCAAGACAACAACAACAAAAAGUCAACGGACCAAUAAUUAUUGUGAUCUGAAUCUUAAAAAAAUGUCAAUGGAAGGAAGCUUUGAAGGCAUGCUAAUGAACGUGAGCAUUUUUGCUCUGAUUCAAGCUCUUGUGUAUCUCAUACUCUCUAAAUCUUCGAGUGUUUUCUCUACGUCAAAGACGAUGAAGAGAGCUAACAGUUUCCGGUCAGCGAGAUCCAUCAGCAUCCGUAGGAUUCUGGCUACUCUUCAAGACAUGCCUGCAGGCGGCGAGAUGUCUCCUUCUUCCAUGGGAUCCUCUUCUCUUGUCUCCCCUUCAUCAUCACCAUCGUAAAGCUACAUGUAUAUGAAUCAUAUGAUUCAGUAUUUGUUGGUGAAUCCGGUGGAUGAAGUGUGUUUGUUUGUUAGAUAAUUUUCAAUUAAUUCUUUCUUCAUUUAUAGUAUCAUUCAAAUUGAUUAAUGAACUUAUAAGUAUAUUUACCAAAAAAAAAAAAAACUUAUAAGUAUAUACAACUGGCUAUGUCUUAACCACGAGGUGGUGGGCUAGUGGUUCUAGCUUGGUGGAAGAGUCGCCCUGUUGGUCCAGGCCAGGGAUCGAUUCUCUCCCCAAGCGCAGAAUUACUCAGCUUUAUCCCUUUGAUCACAUGGGUAUGAGCCAAUUGCUUACGGCUCAUUUGCAUAUCUGGGAGGGAUUCUAUCCGUGGGAUACCCUCUCCCCAGAGAGAUUAGUCUCAGAUCCCUCUAUACAGGGGCGGAUCUACGUUGUAGUAAGGUAAGGUACGUGCCUUAUACUAAGUUUUAAAACUUUGCAAUUGAUACACUUAUUAUAA
Molecule: messenger RNA, 899 nt
Organism: Camelina sativa (false flax)
Lineage: Eukaryota; Viridiplantae; Streptophyta; Magnoliopsida; Brassicales; Brassicaceae
Source: RefSeq, a predicted model, not a curated record